Molecule: messenger RNA, 1600 nt
Organism: Phycodurus eques (leafy seadragon)
Lineage: Eukaryota; Metazoa; Chordata; Actinopteri; Syngnathiformes; Syngnathidae
Product: protein TASOR-like
Exons: 9
Coding region: 693-1592 (299 amino acids)
Biological process (GO): negative regulation of gene expression, epigenetic
Cellular component (GO): nucleoplasm
Source: RefSeq, a predicted model, not a curated record
AGUCGUAUAUGAUCGAAACAUGAGUUGGGUAGAAGAAGAAAAAAAAAGUUGUCACUGGUGGUAACACAAGUAGUCACGCGAGGAACACAUUUCGUUGCGUUCGUUGGUGAAAAUAGGAAUGUGUAACGAGCUGGACGGGAAUGGCGGGGCGAGAACUUGAGCAACUUCUCCCGGCGGGCGCUCCCGCCCCGACUCGUUUGACAAGUUUCAAAAUGGACGCGCCCGACGACGACGAGUCGUUUGCUUUCGUUUCCUCCCCUCAAUCGUCGCCGUCGUCUCGCGAGCGGACACGCGUCGCUUUCCGACGGUGCCCAACUUUCACUUGUUUUCACUCGCGUCGGACUGACGAGCAAAAUUGGAUUUAAUCGAUUUUGGCUUCUUUUUCUGUCUUUUUUUUGGCGGGGGGUGGGGGGGGGGGGGUUGUUGCUGUGCUACGUGGCCCGGAUCCUCACUUCACUUCCUGGUUGGGACAGCAGACGAUGAUCGAUGUUUUGGGUUAUGUUUCUUCAUGUCAGAGGAGGAAAAGUGAAAGGAAAUGUGUUUGGUCGGGAUUAGGUUUAAGUGAUUCAUUCAAUUUCUGAAUUUAUUUAUUUUUUUGGGGGGGGAGGGGGGGGUGGGGUCAUGUUUCAAAGAAGAAACUUUGGUCUUCCAGGAAGGACACGAGGCGAACGUCACAGUUGACACGUCCCGAAAUGGAAAGUGGAACCGAUUCCGCUUCGAGUGUUUCAAUACCAGUGACGGAAUAUUCCGAGACGUUUCAACGGAAAAUCUUGGCUCCACUCCAAAGCGCGUACUUGUACGACGAGUCCAAGCUGUCUUUCACGUACAAGUCGGCUUCCCUCGUUAAAAACGCGACCUUGAAGCAAAAGUACGCUGCCUUUCGAGCCAAGAGAAGACAAGCGGGAUAUUCAGAACAAGACCUGGAGGAGACUUAUGGCUUUUUGCUGUUUAAUGACGUCACCAAGGCAAAUGCUUUCGGGCAAACUGGAGUACUCACUGGGACGAGCACUUGUACAAGUUUGGGAGACCCCUUGAAGGGCGUUUACAUCUCAAUGUUCUCUGACUGUUUGGGACCUGAGCGCUGGCAAGAUGGCCAAUCGGGAUACAUUGCUAUAGUCAGGCUGACGACGGGGAAAGUCAAAAGAGUUUCUGCGAACCAGACCCAGGAUCUCGGCACGCCCACUGUGGGCUUUGACUGCCACGUGUCGCAGCACCUGGCUUCUGUGACCACGCAAACCAGUUUCUCUCUCGCGUUCGAGAGAACCCAAUGUUUCAUAUAUGAGCUGCUUGAUAACAGAAGCAACGAAACGGCGGUGUCGCCCAGCCUCACGUGUCCGUUUGCUGUUGUAGCUUUUUCCUAUAAAAAAAGAAGAGCGUUGGCGAUGAAGGAGCCCAAACCGUGUGGGUUCAUUUCAUAUGAAAUUCUCAGAUUUCUGCCGGUCCUACGUUUAGCUGAAGAUGAAGUCAAGAAAACAAAUGCAGAUCCAAACAAAGGAAUGUGUAAUAUAGCGGCAAACAGCAUGCAGACGUAUACGGUGCUGCUAAAUCCCGGACUGGCACCGAAGUCCAUCUCUGGCACCGACUAUUCAUGACACCAACG